Molecule: messenger RNA, 923 nt
Organism: Pocillopora verrucosa
Lineage: Eukaryota; Metazoa; Cnidaria; Anthozoa; Scleractinia; Pocilloporidae
Product: transmembrane protein 263-like
Source: RefSeq, a predicted model, not a curated record
GAAAUCGUUGCCUAGCUGUGAAGAGGCUAAUUUGUUAAAAAUUUAUCUCUAAUGGUGUCCGACGGUAGCGCCGAGCAGCAAAUCGUUGCGAGGAGGACAAACUCGACAACAUCAGACACUGGCGAGAAGAAUUUCGUCAUGAAAGAGAAAGACGAAAAUUCAAAAGACAUGCAUGGGGAAGCUCCUUCAAGGCAAUCAGCGAAGGACGAGGCGACACCACCUGAACAGCAACCGGGCUUUUUAUGGAAAGUAUCUGGUGGCGUUUAUAACAAGGCAGCCACAGUGGUUGGAGGAGUUGGUUGGGUUGCGGGAACGGCAUUAUCAACGACGUUUAGCGCUGUAUCAGCCGUAGGGGGAGUUGCGCUAACACCAUUCAAAAAAUCAGCAAAGGACAAGUCUGAUUGAUGCUGUGUGUCGGAACAAGGGCCCUCUUGAGGAAAAUUUCCUGUGGCAUAAUGCCAAGAGUUCUAUUUAGAUAUCUUUAUUGACGAAGACUUUCACAUUCACGGACACAUACAGAAAAUAAGGUAACAUUUUGUCGAGUGAAAUGGAAAAUGCAUUAAUUUUGGAACCGAGGGACUGGAUAUAUUUCACAGAAUUUUCGUGGUAUCUCGUUUCACAGAGAAUUGAUGCUUGCACGCGAAAACAGAAUAACUAUUUUUUUGUGUGAUUUUGUAGAAAUAGUAGAUAAUUUCGUGAACUUGAAAUUGUAGAGUAGUGAUGAAACACCAUUAUUUUCAAUUUGAAAUUUGCUUGCUCAGCUGAGCGCCCCGAAUUGGUAAAUCUGUCACUGUUUUAUAAAUUCGCAUUUUCCUUUCAAAUUUUUAAGUUAUACUUGUAUACACAAUGGUUUCGAACUACUCUAUUUCAGAAAGCUCUGUAAUUUAUAGCUGAUGAACGAUAGAUAAAAAUUGUAAAUACAA